Molecule: messenger RNA, 5348 nt
Organism: Siniperca chuatsi (mandarin fish)
Lineage: Eukaryota; Metazoa; Chordata; Actinopteri; Centrarchiformes; Sinipercidae
Product: signal-transducing adaptor protein 1-like
Exons: 13
Coding region: 2194-3438 (414 amino acids)
Biological process (GO): positive regulation of B cell receptor signaling pathway; cell surface receptor protein tyrosine kinase signaling pathway
Molecular function (GO): protein kinase binding; signaling adaptor activity
Source: RefSeq, a predicted model, not a curated record
UGCCAUCCACUCUGCUGUCUCAACGAGCUGAGGGGCUCCGGUGAUGGUGGUGAUGAUGAUCUUUGUCCACAGUGUCGAUCACCCAGCAGCUGUGAUGAGUUCAAAGACCACCACCGUCUGGCUCACAUCAUUAGCAUCUGCAGGGAGUGUGGACAGACAGCAGAGGGCGAGUUCUUUUCACAUGUUUCACAGGCUGAACCACAGAGAAGGAACAGAUCCCGUGAGAACUGUCUGCUGAUGAUCUGUGUGCUAUUUUCCCUCCCGGCAUUCACGUUCCUCAUAGGAUCAGUUGGAAAGGAAGACAAUGAUGUACAACACUAUGAUGCUGAUGUCGUUCUCCCGUCCAAGGUUCUGUGGUUGUUGGGAUCUCUGCUGCUCUGGACGGUUUGGUUGCUCCUGCACCUCCUCCAGAUGUUCUUCUGGUUGAUCAAUGGCCUGCUGUGGCUCAUCUCCAUUUCUGCGGCCCCGCUGUGUCACUGUUUGUCGUUCCUUCUGUCCUGUGUUCUGCUGCUGCUCCAUUACAUGUGUGACGCUGUGUUUUUUGCAACCACCAGUCCUGUGUACGCUUAUGGCAUGCUUCUCAGUGUUGGCAUUUUACUGCUCGUUUUCCCUUGCAAAGAUGUGAAAUAAGUUUGUAUUUUAUAUUUAUAUAGAUAAAUAUAAAUUAUGUUAUAUGGAGAAUAAAUAGGUCAUUUCACAUGUAAAAUCUCUGAUAUCAUUAAUAAGCUUUAAAGCAAGGCUGUGCACAUUUUGAAAGAAGAAAUAACACAUUCUUCCUCUUACAGAUGAAAGUUGAAUUUAUAAGCAAAAAAACUCACCCUUGCUCAGUUCAGUGCACUCAGAUGUUUUACAGCUACAGCCUUACACCAACCUGGUAUGACCAAUAGCUUAUGGUGGCUAAUGUUAGCAAACAUUAGAUGGAUAUUGCUCAGUUUGCCAACUUUAUGACUCUUCUCUACUGUUACACACAAGUUCUAGCAUUUCACAUAACUGUUGUCACUUGUGAUCACUGUGGCCUCUAUUCAGCAAAAGUUACAUUGUCUCCCUUUAAAAUAGAGAAAUAUUAACUAGUGAACUAAUCAGGUGUUUACAAUACAGCAUCUUUUUAUAAAUACUGUAUCUGCGAAGGUUUAGAGUGAAACUUUACAAUAAUCAUGACUGUUAAAUUAUUCAUGAAGGCUUCAUAUUUAUAGGCUUUAUAUACUGCAUUAAGACUUUAUAUACUUGUAUAUAUUCUCAAUAUUUCUAUUUAUGUUAUUAAACAAUUCAUUUCUUUCAUUCCUUCUUACAAAUUGACACUUUUUACAGCACAACUUCUUAGCUAAAAUAUUGUAGGUGUGGUUUUGAUGAUGCAUGUUGUAAUUUAAUGUGAUGGUAAGUUUGUUUAUGAUAUCACAUAUAAAUAACAGAUCUAUUAUAAAACUAACAUUUCUUUGAUGUUAUAAUGAAUUUCAUCUACAUUUAUCCAGCUGCUGAACUCACAACCCCUACCUGGACCAGUGUGGAUUAAGUCCAUGUGUGUGUGUACUGGGUGUGUAUACAUUUUUUCAAUUUAAUGAUAUAAACUGCAUGAAUUCAAAAGUCUAAACUGUGAUUGAAUGUUGACUUAAAAAGGUUAACUGUUUUAGUGCAUUUUGCUAUCGCUCUCACACCACGUGUUAAAUGUAAAUAAUUAAUCUGGCAGAGUGUGUUUUGGCUGAGGAUCUGUGUGUGUGUGUGUGUGUGUGUGUGUGUGUGUGUGUGUGUGUGUGUGUGUGUGUGUGUGUGUGUGUGUGUGUGUGCAGACACAUGCUUGCAUGCUUCAUUGCUUCUUAGUGAAUGGUGUAAAGCUGUCUUGAUGCUCAGGUUCAAAGUACAAAAGUGGAUUUUUAUCUGGGAUAUUUCAUACAAACUACUUCCUUCUUUAUAAAUCACUGCAGCGUUUCCUCAUUCUCAGAAUCAAAUUAGCACUUAGAAGUAAGGAAAAGUGGGGGAGUAGCUUAUCAGUGUAGGUUUAUACACCAAUAAUCAUAUCAGAUAUACUAACGACUCAAGAAUUUCAUAUCACUGCUUUGAGAGCUAUACGAGGAAAUAACAAGGAACUUUCUCAGGACCCAACUGAAGUGAACUGUUUAUUCAACGUUAAUGACUUUACUGCUAAACUGAGUCAAAGCUGAACCAAACCAGGCCAGAAGAAGCACACAGAUUUGCUGGAUGAUGUCUGCACACUCCAGAGUCGUUCACAAGAGGAGGGCAACUAUCACAGAUCUGCCUCUCUACUACUCUGGACACCUGCUGAAGAAAAAGACCAAAGAGAAGGUGCGGACAAAGAUGGGAAAGACUCUGAAUGAUUUCAAGAAGUACUACGGAGAGCUCCGAGGAGCAACGCUCUUUCUGUACGAAAAUGACACGCAGGAUACAUACACAGAGAAGCUGGACCUGGAGCAGCUGAAGUCCAUGGAGCUAGAUUCUCCAUAUCAGAGGAAAGCACCAACUAUCUUCACUCUCACCCUGCAAACAGAGGAGGUGCAGCUAAAGAUGGACAAUCCUGACUCAGGAGAGGAGUGGAGGGGUUACAUUCUGACUGUGAUCAAAAAAAAGAUCCCCAGUAAGCUGCAGUUGCUGCCUGGACAGAUGUUGCUGCUGCAGGAGGUCCUACUUCAGGAGAAGAGAAGAAAUCCCCCCACGCCACUGCCACCCCUCCCACCCCGACCAUCCUUCCUACUCUCGGCCUCCUCCUCCCCCUCCCCUCCACCGCCUAAUGAUGACCCUGACCACAGCGACCCUGAGAUUCCUGCGUGUUUCUUCAAUGUGACUCGGCAGGAGGCUGAGCGAAUGUUGGAGGCAAACCCAGAGUGUGGAGGCAUCAUCCUCCGACCGUCCACCCUAGCCAACAACUACGCCCUGACCCUCAGACAACUGACGCCCAGUGGGCCUGUCAUGAAGAACUACAGAGUGACCUCCACAAACUCAGGGUUUGUCAUUGAACUGAAGACAGCAGUGACGGUCACCUCCUUGAACGAUGUACUUAAAUACUUCCUUGAAAAGACAGAGUACCGUCUCCAUCCCUACAUGGCAUCUCAGCCCUACGACACUCACAUCGAUGUGUCGCCGGCUCCAAAGUGCAUCAGCAUCACCUCCACCUUCACCUCACCUGCAUCUAAAACAGUACCCAAGGCAAAAGUGGCACCUAUGCUGCGCUCACAGACCAAAGAGGAGCCUCUGCCCCCUCCAACCAAGCCAGUGGAGGGUGAAUACGUGGUUCCUGAUGAUCACAGUCCUGAUGAUCACAAACUAAAGCUAGUUCAGUUGGAUGGAGAGCUUCGGGAAGUUUUAAAAUUAAGGAAGGAAGUCAUCUACACUGCAACUGAUGAGGAGGAAGUUGCCACCUAUGAGAAUCCCACCGCUGAAAAAUCCUGCUCAAGUACAGCACAAUGGACUAAGAAUGCAGCAAUGUGAGGCAUAUGUACUGUUUGGCUGUAAAAAAUUGGUAAAAAAUUCUCACAAGUCUGCUAAUUUAAUGUUUAACUUUUAACAUCAGUUAAGAGAUUAUGGUGCACCAUAAGUGUUGUGAAAAUCUUUCCAAAAAAUGCACAGGAUAAGGUUAAUAAUGUGUGGCGGUUAAAUUAAAAGGAAAGAGGUUCUCAAUUUCUUAAAGCAGGGGUCUCUAACUCAAAUUAACUGGGGGCCACUGACCAGGUUGUUCUCUCUUCAGAGGGGCCGCGUUAACACACUCUUCACAGAUGUGACAGGUAGCACUCAUAUUAAACUCCACAAAAAAAUAAUCCACCUCUCUUGAAACUGUCUGUGUUUAUGUUGACAAGUUGCAUAGUUAGGUACAGCUUGCUACAUGUUAAAUGUGAAAUAACAAGACCAAAAGUCUAAAGCCAUGAUAGCAGCACUGUGAGUGUGUGUGCACAGCAGUGCUUUGAGCUAAAUGCUAAUGUCAGCAUGCUAACACACUAAUGCUAACAUGUGGGUGUUUACCAUGUUCACCAUCUUAGUUUAGCGUGUUAUGCUAACAUUUGCUAAUUAGCACUAAACACAAAGCACAGCAACGGCUGAUGGGAAUGUCAUUAGUUUUGUACGUAUUUUGUCACAAAGUAUUGGAAAGUAUUGGACAAUCUAAAAUUUUGACCUCAAUUCAUCCUUUGGGGACCAUGAAUGUCUGCACCAAAUGUCUUGCCAAUCCAUCCUAUAGUUGUGGAGGUAUUGCAAGAAAAAACAAGCAUUUCCCAAUAUAAGCAAAAAAGAUAACCCAACCCAAAGAUGAUUAAUUUCUUAUAUACGACAAGGAAAAACUGCUAUUCCUCACAUUUGAGCAAAUGUUUGGCAUUUUUGCUUGAAAAACGACUCAAAACGAUUGAUCGAUUACCAAGUAGCUGCAGACAGUGGUGGAAAGUAACAAAGUAGACUACAUUUACUCAAGUACUGUACUUAAGUACAGUUUUGAGGUACUGCACUAAAUUUAUGUGACAGCUUUAAUUACUUUGCAGAUUCAGAUAAAUAAUACAAAAUAUUAUCAACAGUAUGAUGUAUUAUUAUAGGUUUAUAAGACUUCAUUGAUCCCCAGGGGAAAUUAGUAGUUAGCUCCACCUUGUGUGAAGAACACAUUAAUGCAUCAAUAAUUGAUACAUAUAUAUAUAUUUAUUAUAUAUAUAUAUAUAUAUAUAUAUAUAUAUAUAUAUAUAUAAUAUAAACAUUAUUCUGAAAGGGGCCAUUCUGUAUCAUGAGUACUUUUACUUUUGACACUUAAAAUAUAGCUUGAUGCUAAUACUUUUGUACUUUUACUUCAGUAAAAGUUUGAAUGCAUGCAUUUUACUUGCAACCAAGUAUAUUUACACUGUAGUAUUUUUACUUUUAAGUAAAAGAUCUGAGUACUUUUACGACAAAUCAUUGCAGCGCUAGUUUCAACUACAAGUGAUAUCGAUGUUUUUUGUCUCACUUUGGAAGGUUAUAAUGCUUUCUGUUUUUGCUCAAUGACUGGUUUAAAAGUGUAAAAAUGAACAUUACGUCAAAAUUGCCUGAGCCAAUUAUUGUACAGAUCAGAAUUAUUGUCUAUUUUUGAUAUGAAAGAAUGAUCAAACUGUAAAAUACAAAACUACAUAGAUACACGUGAAUCUUAUGUUUGUCCCUUUGUUCAAAAAAAAAAACAAAAAACAAUCCAGGAUGAUCAUUAUUCUUUAUUUUUCACACAUAGGAGUAAGCCAACAUAAAUGUGUACAAUGUUAUAAUUAUUUUUAUAAGUUAUUCCAUUAAGAUUUUUCAUCAUUAUCACGGAUCAUGUUAUAGGUUUAAAGUUUAAGGAUCAUUCAUCACUCAAAGACAGCAAGACUGUGAAAAAUAUUCAAUAAAAAAAGAAAAACAAA